GUUAUCUUUCAACGAUUUAACCAUGGCUGUUUUUGCGUACAUUGCUACAUUCUUCACUUUUGCAGCUUUGGCCUUGGAAGUAUUCACGUUGCUUGGAAAUACUUAUAAUGUCGUUUUGCUGCGGGACCUGUAUUUUGCACGCUUAACGUUGUCUGAUCGAUUCAUUCAAUUCGGGUUAUGGAAUUACUGCAUAGGAAAGGAUGGUGCAGUUACACAUUGUAGCACACCAAAGCCUGCAUUUGUUUGGACGGAAGCUGAAGGACUUGAUCGAUUAAUCCAGGGCCUGGAAGGCAUGGAUAAAGUAUUUCUCACCAAUUUUAUUCUUUACUGGGUGGUGUUUGGACUUACGUUACUGGCUUUGGCCAUUACAAUAACGACCCAUUUUCGACGAACCUCGGAUUUACUCGCAUCUUUUGCCAUGUUUAUCGCUUUCCUUGUAAUGCUGGUGGUGCUUAUUAUAGUGCUUGUUAUCUCUAUUCGAGGAAUUAAUUCCGCCAAGGGGUCAGAUCGAAGUGCUUCUGGGUUUCCUGGACCGGCAAUGUGGAUGACCGUCGGUGCAAUGGGAGGAUUGCUGAUAUCGUCUUUCUGGUACUGUGUUACUUGUUGUUUCGGACCUAGACGAAAAGUGGCCGAUGGCGAUGAGAAGCCUUCUCCCGCUCGCGGAUGUCUUCCAUUACUGCUUCCUUUCUUACUUUGGCGCGGCACACGUUAAGGGGUUUUAUCACAUGCAUGACAUUAAUUAUUGGUCAAUAGCCGACUCUGCUUUUCUAUUCACACAUUGUUUUUAUUUUUUAUUUUAUCAAACUGCUUAUUUCCUCACUUGCUUCUUCUGUAUUUUAUUUUAUGACAAUUAUGACAAUAGAAAAGGAAUGUAAUGAUUCAUACAAUAACAUCAAAUUUUCGUGUUCU
Molecule: messenger RNA, 909 nt
Organism: Radiomyces spectabilis
Lineage: Eukaryota; Fungi; Mucoromycota; Mucoromycetes; Mucorales; Radiomycetaceae
Product: SUR7/PalI family-domain-containing protein
Exons: 4
Coding region: 23-712 (229 amino acids)
Cellular component (GO): plasma membrane
Source: RefSeq, a predicted model, not a curated record